AGAAAUAUAACCGGCAUGCACUGGGAGGCGACCCGCGGUGAUAGAUUCUACGCAGGCGAGGUUUCUCCGAUCCUCCAGUUCUUAGAUUUACAGAAGAGAAGCAGAAAAAUCAACGCUGAACUAUUCCAUCCAACAGCAGCGAGCUGGAAGUGUGUGUUUGGAGAAGAAAGUGCAGAAGAAACGCCUCUAUCAGCCGCAGGACGUCGUUCUGAAGCAAACCGCCGAUGUCCAGCAGUUGAUGAUGUUGAUCAGAGAAGAAGUUUCCCAUGAAUUGGGCCUCACUGUGGACCAGCAGAACCCACAGCCCUUCCACAUAAAGGAGGAACAGGAAGAACAGGAGGAACUGUGGACCAGUCCACAGCUUAAUGGGCAGGAGGAGGCUGAAAAAAUGAAGGAGGAACAGGAGGCACUAUGUAUCGGUCCAGAGGGAGAGCAGCCUAAUGGACAGGAGGAGGCUGAAAAAAUGAAGGAUGAACAGAAGGAACUGUGGACCAGACCAGAAGGAGGGCAGCUUAACUGGCAGAAGGAAGCUAAUAAAAUAAAGGAGGAACAGGAGCAGACUAAUAACAUAAAGGAGGAACAGGAGAAACUGUGGACGAGUCCACAGCUUAAUGGACAGGAGGAGGCUGUUAGCAUAAAGGAGGAACAGGAGAAACUGUCACCCAGUCAGGAGGAACAACAACCUGAUGUCUCUUUGAAGAAUGAAGAUGAUGAAGAGAAACCUCGGUCCUCACAGCUUCAUCACGACCAAACUGAAGACGACAAAGAGCAAGAUCCUCCGACCAGCAGCUCAGAUAAUCAGAGGAAAACUGAUGGAGACGACUGUGGACAACCAGAACCAACUGGCAAACCAAAUUCAUAUAGUCAUCUUCAACCAAAUACUGAUGAGAACACUUCAGAUUUUUCUGAGACUGAAGUCAGUGAUGAUGAGGAGGAGGAUGAGUGGCGGGAAACUUUGUCAGAUUCUGGACCUGAAACUGAAGACAGUGACAGUAAAUGGGAGGAGACGGGGGCACCUAAAUCAGAUGUACAACUUACUGCUGGAUGUAACACUGAGAAAAAUUCAUUUAGCUGCUCUGAGUGUGAUAAACAAUUUGUCUACAAGAGGUCUUUUGAGAGACACAUGAAAUGCCAUUCAGACACAAGGGCGUCCAGCUGUUUGGGUCAUAAGAAAAGAAUGAAACGAAAUGUAGAUUCACACAUGAGAGACAAAAAAAGGGAUAAAGAGAAACCGGUAGCAUGUGAUGAAUGUGGUAAUAGAUUUAGACGUCAAUCUAAUCUUAAGUUGCACUUGAGAGUUCACACAGGAGAGAAGCCAUUUGGCUGUGAUGUUUGUGGCAAAAGAUUUUCCCAAAAGGGAGCCCUGAAGGCACACAUGGCAGUUCACACAGGAGAGAAACCGUUUGGCUGUGAUGUUUGCAGUAAAAAAUUUAGCCUAAAGGGAAUGCUGAACGCACACAUGACAAUUCAUACUGGAAAGAAGCCGUUUGGUUGUGAAACUUGUGGCAGGAAAUUUAGACUUCUGCAUGAUCUUCAAGCACACAGGACAGUCCACACAGGAGAGAAACCAUUUAUAUGCGGUGAUUGUGGUGAAAGAUUUAGUCGGCAGGGAACUCUGCUGAGACACAUGAGACUCCACACUGGAGAGAAACCAUUUGUUUGUGAUGACUGUGGGAAAAGAUUUCACAGAAAGACGGGUCUUAAGAGACACAUGUUAGUUCACACAGAAAGUAAGAAAAAAGUUGCCACCGGAAAGAGACCAUUUAAAUGUAAUGACUGUGGGAAAUAUUUUAAGCGGAAGACACAUCUCAAAACGCACAUGAGCAUUCACACAGGAGAGAAACCAUUUUGCUGUAAAGUUUGUGAUGCAAAAUUUUCACGACAGGGAAGUCUGACGAGGCACAUGAAAGUCCACAAAGAAUAGAAACUGCACAGUUUCGGGGUUUGUUUUGAAAGAUGAAUUAUGUAGACUAUGUUACGAACCACAAUAUUGCUUUGUUUCAUUGUACUUCAAUUUUAUACUCCUCUUUCGCACACUUGUAUCAGAACGAGAUUUGUUUACAAAAAAUUUUACACAUAAAACACAUAGAUACUCAUGUCACAGCAUACAGCAGAAGUGAGUACACCCCUGUGCAGGAUUAUUUAAAUGUUAAACAACUGAAAUUCACUUCCUAGUUGCAUUAUUUUUAAAUUAAACAGGAGAGCAUUUCCUCUUAUAAACACCCCAAAUCAGAUUGUUUAAAAAGGCCAUAUUGAAAGUAGAAGCAGCAAAAGUUAACACAUGUGUGAUCACUGAAACUAAAUGAAGUACUCCGACUUCACAAUGAUUGGAAAAGGCGUAGGAAGACAAGUACAAUCAACGACAAAUCAAUAGAAGCACAGUUACAGAGUUUGUUUGGCUCAGAUGUGGUCCAGACCACAGUGAAAGCAUAGUCCUGAUGGUGAGGGAUGAUAUGGGGCUGCAUGAGUACAAAACGUGUUGAGGAGAUGAAAUUUAUAGAUGUACCUUGAAAAAUCUGUGGAUGAACCAAAACACUGGCGGACAAGCCGACUCCUAGGCUGGAGAAAUUUAGCAGAACAGUCCAAAGUACAAAAACAUGAGAGUUUCUAAAGUACAAAAAAGUGAAAACUGUGGUUUUGAUAAAUAUGUCACCUAUCUUGAAUCCAAAAGAACGUCUUUGGGGAAAUAGUAGAGCAACACAACUCUUUCAGCAAAGAGAAGAUACAAAAAUAGUCUGAAGAAGCAUAAAUUUUAAAUCUUCCAUGCCAAUGAAGAUUCAGACUGAAUCUCAUUAAUAAUUGUCUUUUUUCAACCGUACUCUUAUGGGGCCUGAAGUUUCAGUAUCGGUUCUGUCAGUCCAAGCAAAAAGUCUACUCUUAAAUUUGAUUUAUUUGAUUAUUGUAAGAUGAUGCAGUUUUUAAUCAUUUAACAUUUAAAUGAUAUUGGCACUAAUCCCCUUACUCCAACCUGUAUUCUUCAUCUUUACUUUUAUAUGCUAUCAAGUUUGUUUGUUCAGCUCUAUUGAUGAAAAAUCUUCUGUUUGAGAAGGAAAACUGUCAUGGGAUUUAGAUACCUUUUUGUAGUACAUUUCUGACUCUUCUUUUUAGAUUGUUUAUUAAAGGAAACUGAUUUUAUCAUA
Acanthochromis polyacanthus (spiny chromis) is the source of this 3140-nucleotide messenger RNA. RefSeq names its product gastrula zinc finger protein XlCGF57.1-like. Gene Ontology annotation, cellular component: nucleus. Bases 239 to 1924 code for a protein of 561 amino acids. Gene Ontology annotation, biological process: regulation of transcription by RNA polymerase II. Gene Ontology annotation, molecular function: RNA polymerase II cis-regulatory region sequence-specific DNA binding; DNA-binding transcription factor activity, RNA polymerase II-specific. The transcript has 2 exons. NCBI's taxonomy places the organism in Eukaryota, Metazoa, Chordata, Actinopteri, Pomacentridae. The record is from RefSeq and is a predicted model, not a curated record.